Vigna radiata var. radiata (mung bean) is the source of this 1577-nucleotide messenger RNA. RefSeq lists its product as uncharacterized. The coding region runs from base 960 to 1472 and encodes 170 amino acids. NCBI's taxonomy places the organism in Eukaryota, Viridiplantae, Streptophyta, Magnoliopsida, Fabales, Fabaceae. The record is from RefSeq and is a predicted model, not a curated record. The transcript has 6 exons.
UGUUUGUGCUUAUGUUCUCUAGACAUAAAUGUUUGUUUGUGCUUAUGUUCUCUAGACAUAAAUGUUUGUUGUUUAGUGUGUUUGGUUGGAGGGAAUAUAGAGGAGGGAGGGAAUUGUUUUGUCCUAAUUUGGUUUAAAAAUUUGGGGGUGAUAAGCAAGCUAAGUGCAAAUUAAAUUGCCUUUAUGACAUUGGUUGCCAUAUGCACAUUGUCUAACAUCGACAGGCAAUAAAGNAAAUCAUUAAGCUAAACUUCUCCUAUGCUACAAACUAUUAAAUCUUAUACAUUUAAAUAAAGUGUCACUAACAAGUUCUUCUACAUGUUUGCUGACUAAUGCCCUCUUAAAUUUCCCAUCAGAUUUACGAUCAUACCACCAAACCAUGAAUUCUAUUUCUUAUUCAGUUAGCCAGUGCUGUUUUUGUAAGUAUGUUGUUGCAUGGUGUAAAACAGCAACUACAAAGUAACCUCGAUAAUUUUAGAUAUUACACUUUAGAUUACUGGACAAUCCAAACAUGUAUGCUAAUCUUAUGUUUGUUUAUCCUAUGGUUAUUCAUUCGUUAGGGCAUUGUAGUAUUGUUGUAGAUAGUGACACUUAUUUGUGUAAACUCUAGCUAACUUAUUAGAAGAGAACCAUAUUUUAAACUGUGUGUGCAAAUUUGAGAAAUCUGUGCAUUCAUUUUACCUCUCCUUUUGGGCAAGGACAGAAGCAGAUAUAUGGAGCAUUGGUGUAAUUGCUUAUAUUUUUUUAUGUGGAAGCCGACCCUUUUGGGCAAGGGUAAAAUCUGGCAUAUCUCGGGCUAUUCUGAAGGCAGAUCCAAGUUUGGAUGAAGCUCCUUGGCCAUCUUUAUCAGCUGAUGCAGUGGAUUUUGUAAAGAGACUGUUGAACAAAGAUUAUCGGAAAAGGCUAACUGCAGCUCAGGCUCUCAGUAUGUGCUCCAUUUCUCAUAGAUACAUUUUGAUAUGAUAAUCCACAAGCUUGUUAAAGCUUAUAUAUGCUCAUCUUCUUUACGCAAAUCAUCAUUAAGGUUAUGGAAGUAUAUUGGAUACGACACAACAAAAUACAAUGUGUUCAUGUGGUUUGACAACAUUGGUGGGGGAUUAGACAGUGCUUUUCAGAACUUCUUGCUUAAGAAAACAUCAGUAUUGGAUAUUAUUCCUUUACAUCGGAAAGAAAUUAAAAGCAUAUUUAGGCCAUGUCGUGACUCCCAGCAUACACUUUGCCUGAAAGGAUGGAAAGCUGUUUGGCAUNUGAUUGAAAAAAUAUAUACCACCGCAGUUGACUAUGGUAAUCUUUUGAAGGAAGAGAAAAAGGGUCAAGGGAAGAGAAGAGCUUUGUCUGAGUUUCUUAAGCUUUUAGAAAGCAAUGGAUUGUCUCGACACAAAUCAGCUUAUACAGGAGACCAGCAAAAUCUUGGUGGUUCCUUCAGCUUUCUGAGAACAUAUCGUAUUUACUCCCAACCAGCAGUAGAUUAGAGUGUGUAACCCCAGGAAUUCCUGAAGUUGAAAAUAAGAGUAUUGAAGAAGAAAGUUUGCUUAUGGAGUGGAAAACUGCCACUGAUUAUUACUACAAGAGUGUUG